Molecule: messenger RNA, 622 nt
Organism: Dalotia coriaria
Lineage: Eukaryota; Metazoa; Arthropoda; Insecta; Coleoptera; Staphylinidae
Exons: 2
Coding region: 105-518 (137 amino acids)
Biological process (GO): sensory perception of smell
Molecular function (GO): odorant binding
Source: RefSeq, a predicted model, not a curated record
AAAUCGUCAGCUCAUCACCUGUGAAUUUUGCUAUAAAACACCGUCGACAUCCUCAUCAAAGCAUCAGUUAAACCAAGUUCAACUAACAAACCAUCAGCAGCAAGAUGAAGUUCCUCUUGACAAUCGCUUGUGUCGCCCUCUACAUCGCCAGCAUUAAUGGCGCGGCUCUUCCUGAUGACGUCAAGGCACAAUUUUUGACCAUCAAAAAAGAGUGCUUGGCCGAAUUUCCCAAUCUGGACCACGAACAUCUGAAGAAGAUGAAGAAAAAUGAAUUCGUCGAGGGUGACGAAGAUCUGAAGAAGUUUGUGCUCUGCUUCCACAAAAAAUUGCAUGUCCAAAAGGACGAUGGCAGUUUUGACGUUGACAAGAUCAAAGCGGACUUCGCUAAAUAUUUCGACGGACACACAUACGACAAGGACAUCGAGGAGUGCGCUAAGGAUGAUCAUCAUGAUGCCGCCGAAAAUGCUUGGGCAUUCUUCAAGUGCAUUCAUCCUAAACUCCCCGAAAUGGAAGAAUAAUUCAAGCGGGUGUGAUUUAACCUCAAAUAUUACCUAAUAACGAUUAAUUCAAUUAGACAUGCAAUCCUGAAGAAAAUUGAAUAAAAAUAUCAUACAAUACAUAA